Echinococcus granulosus is the source of this 3006-nucleotide messenger RNA. RefSeq names its product Phospholipase DDHD2. The coding region runs from base 1 to 3006 and encodes 1001 amino acids. The record is from RefSeq and is a predicted model, not a curated record. The transcript is spliced from 12 exons. Gene Ontology annotation, molecular function: metal ion binding. Lineage: Eukaryota; Metazoa; Platyhelminthes; Cestoda; Cyclophyllidea; Taeniidae. Gene Ontology annotation, cellular component: COPII-coated ER to Golgi transport vesicle.
AUGUAUACACCACCGAACACACGUGUUCCAUCUUCAUUGCAUAACGUGGACUCAAAUUCGCGUCUUACGGUAAACUUUAAUGCAGCAAAUUUGCUUUCCGGUCCAAGUUUGGUUCCUCCACCUGUGGCCACUAACACCACAACUUCUGAUGACCAGCUUUUGGAAAGGGAAGAACCAAAAAACUCGUUUGAAAAUUCCCUUUCUGGUAUUAUGUUGCCACCUCCAAUGCCAGUACCGUCUCAAAUUACCGUCUCUAGUAGCCGUCCAACAGGUCAGCUUCGCUCGCGGUACGUCCUCCCACCUCAGCUUUCGCAGACUUCUGUGUCUGCUUCUCCACUAGCGGCGGCGGAAAAUUUAACAGAGCCGGCUACACCGACACCGCAAUCAGAGCCCACAUUUUCCACCACGACAGUUCUUCCAACUCCCUCUUACUUCGACUGUUCAUCAUCAGCUCAAAAUCAGCAGGAAAAACAACUUUCAACAGGAAUUACUAUUCCAAAAGUUCCCUACGAACCUGUGAAAGCUCACUGGUUCUACUCUACUAAAACCGUCGCUCAUGGCGUUAUUUGGUGGCCUUUUGAUCGUGUCGAUGCACAACGACUUGAGGCUGCGGCGACCUCGGCAAACCUCCUCUAUGUAGAUGCACUUCCACCCGACGCACCGGAUACAGCUGUGCCAGUUCGAGGCGGCCUCUACGACGCCCUGCUACGAGAACGUAUCUACAAACCCGUCUAUUGGCUAGCGGAUGAGGAGGAGUCGGGAGAGCUUUUGACAUUUAAGUGUCCAACCCUAGACAAAGGUGCCAUUUGCUACUCAAAGAAAUAUCGUGAAGCGAAUAAGGAGGACGAGGGUGAGGCGGGGCGAGAUGAGGCAGUACCUCCUCCUCAUUGUAAAGUACCACUCCCCUCCCACAGACCCCAAAAUGAGCAACGAGUGCUACCCUUCUCUGAGGCCCUGUCCAAGGCUCUGGAGGAGCGCUACCGACGCACUCUGGAAACUAAUACCUGGGGCGAACACUUCUCCCUGUCUUCUGAGGACUUGCCUCAUGAAACCGACACCUACAUCUUUCACAACGAGAAGGCGAUGCUUCAGUACCAUGGUGGCGGUGGUAAGUGCCCCACCAAUUUUGCGGAAUGCACCUAUCUCCAUCGGGGUCUGCGUGAGGAUCUGGCAGCUCAGCUUCCUCAGGGCGACGAUCGCCCAGUUGAGCAUGUAGUCUUCGUUGUUCACGGCAUUGGACCUAUCUACAAUAUGCGUGGCGAGGGUCUUAUCAGCUGUGUCAAUGAUAUGCGAAAAACAGCGACGGCUCUCUUGUCGACGCAUUUCAAAGACUUACGAGGAAAAGGACGAGUGGAAUUCCUGCCUGUUCGAUGGCACUCCUCCCUCCACUCCGAGUCUACGGGCAUUAACAAUCGACUGAAGCGUGUGACUCUACGCAGCAUUCCUAAGAUGCGCAGCUACACUAACGAAACCCUUACCGACAUUCUCUUCUACACCAGCCCCAAGUACUGCCAACACAUCAUUGACACUGUGGCGACCACCAUUAAACACCUACGUCAACUGUUUCUUCAGCGGAAUCCGGACUUUAGGGGGGACUUCUCGAUUGCGGGGCAUAGCCUGGGCUCCGUCAUAGUCUUUGACCUACUCUCGCACCAACGACGCACUCCCUCCGGCACACCCUCACUCAAUUCCGGCGGCGGAGGAGGGGGUCCCGAAGACGAGGACGACUGGUCACUCCUUGACGCUGCUGCCGCUUCUUCAACCUCAGUUGCUGUUCCUCCCUUCUGCGCCGACACUACAGAUCUUGCUGCCCAACUCACCUCGGCUACCGAUCUGACUGAGGCUCAGGUUCGCCAGGUUCUCAGCAUUCUCACCACUACCACUAGUGGUGGUGGUGGUAGUGUUGCUCUUCCAACAGCAAAUCAUUCAAACGGCGUGGGUCUGCCAGUGAUCAACUAUCCUCAGCUCGGCUUUCCGCUUAACACCUGUUUCCUUCUCGGCUCCCCAUUGUCCAUCUUCCUCGUGGCGCGAGGGGUGGAACGUCUGCCCUCGGAGUUUCGAUUGCCAACUUGUCAAGCCUGUGUCAACAUCUUUCAUCCUUUCGAUCCUGUGGCCUAUCGUUUGGAAAAUAUGAUCCUGCCGGAUUACAGGCCCUGUGCCGUGUUAAUGCCACACCACAAGGGAAGAAAGCGGCUUCACCUCGAAUUGAAGGACAAUAUCGCUCGUGUGGGUGCUGACAUCACCACGCGUGUCUACCAAUCCUUGCGGUCCACUUGGCGCACCCUUCAGGAGUUUGCAGCUGCGCACACUGCCUCUGGAACCACGAAAAAUGAACAUGAGGAGGAAAAGGAGGAAGAAGAGGAGUCAGAGGCAAUUAAACGUGCCCUCUCCCGUCUUACUGAUGGCAUUGGAGGGAACUCACUCCCUCACAGUGGCAAUGAGUACGACGACUAUGCUGAUGAUGACGAUGACGCUGAUAAGGACACCUUCCCGAGUCAAUUGAAUCAGGGCCGACGUCUAGACUACGUGCUGCAGGAGGGUCCGCUGGAGAGCCUCAAUGACUACCUCUUCGCUCUGUCCAGCCACGCUGUCUACUGGGACUCUCAGGAUUGUCUGCUCUUCAUGCUCAACCAAAUUUUCAACAACGCCGGUGUUGAGACUGAAACCUCCACCACCUCGGUAACUCCGUCUGUGCUGACCCCAAAGGGAUCCACCACUCACGAUUUCACCUCCACCACUAAGACAACCAAUCUGAUGCAACACUCUGCUUCCAUUCCCGUCCUCCCGAACGUCCCCACUGCAUCAUCAGCCUUACCUCCGCAGGUUAUCCAACAUCUAUAUCCGCCAUCGCAGACGCCACUCUUCAACCCCUCACCCGCACCUUCCACCGUCUCGCUCCAUAGCCAAUGCAUGGAUGGUGCCAAUAACCAAGUCACCAGUGGGAUAGCCGACAAUUCUCGUCCCACUGAGGACUCGAAAUUCGUUGAAAUCGACCUCACCCCUUGA